AUGCAGCUCACAGCAUCUGCCCCCACGCUAGAAGACCAAGCACAACCUGCUGCGCCGACCAAGAUAGUCCUCGCUGGGAAAUUAUUUGAUCCAUACACGCUCGAACUUCUUGAUAAUCAAGCUAUAACGAUAUGCAACGACUCUGGAAUGAUCCUCGAUGUUUCACCAUUGUCAGCAAUCAGUAGUAAUUUUGCAUCUUUUGAUGGGGAAGUAAUAGACCUACGGCACUUGACGGUACUACCAGGUUUCGUCGACACUCACGUUCACUUAUUCUUACAUCCGUACGCGGAGACCUCAUGGGUGGACCAGGUUACCAAAGAGAGCAUCGUCGAGCGCACCAUCAAGGCCACGGUACACGCUAAACGUACCUUGAUGGCAGGCUUCACGGCUGUGCGUGAUCUAGGUACGGAGGGUGCAGGGGACGCAGAUAUUGCGCUACGCAAAUGUUUAUCGAGCCCUGGUGCCCUCAUACCCGGCCCGAGAUAUUUUUGUGUCACGAGGGCAAUUGCACCCACGGGAACGUAUGGUCCAAAGAGUUCCCUCUAUGUAAACAAAGAAGGUAUCGAUGAUGUCACCGGCGUCGAUGUGGCAGAUGGAACUCAAGAGUGUAUCAAGGCCGUCCGGAGGCAGAUUGGCGCGGGGGCUGAUUGGAUCAAGGUGAUCGUCACGUCCCACUACGCCGUUCGAUCACGGGCUUCUGAAGUCUCGCGCAGGGUUGGGGCUGCGUCCAUGGCCACAUUCGAUUACGAUGAGCUGAGGGCAAUGAUUUGCACUGCCCAUGCGUAUGGAGUCAAGGUCGCCGCUCAUGCAACGAAUAGGUCAACCAUUAUACCUCUGAUAAGUCUCGGAGUGGACUCCAUUGAGCACGCAUAUGAUAUGUUCGCUCCUGAUUCAACUGUGGUAGAAAUGUUUGAAGAAUAUGCAGGCCAUAAAACCAAAUAUGUUCCGACCCUCGCGGCAUAUUAUACCAUGACCCAGGGGAAAGGAGAGAUCUGGGAUCGCGCUGCCAAUUCUUUCAAGGCAGCUUUAGAACUAGACUUGGACAAUAUUUCAUGCGGGGGCGAUACCGGGGUUUUCGCUCAUGGGGCCAAUGCGUUGGAGCUCUCGCUCAUGGUUCGUUUGGGUGCUGAUUGGAAGAAGGUGCUAAGAUGGGCGACUUUAGGUGGCUGGGAAGGGUUUAUUGCUGACUUGAUUGCAACACCGGGAAACUUUGCGGCAGAUUUCGAAGGUGCGGUAUCCGCGGAAAGCAUACAGUUUGUCAUGAAGGGUGGCAAAAUCUAUAAACGUGACGGUUUACCUCUUGUGUAA
This is a messenger RNA of Suillus plorans, 1308 nucleotides long. RefSeq lists its product as uncharacterized. The record is from RefSeq and is a predicted model, not a curated record. Gene Ontology annotation, molecular function: hydrolase activity, acting on carbon-nitrogen (but not peptide) bonds. The transcript has 6 exons. Bases 1 to 1308 code for a protein of 435 amino acids. NCBI's taxonomy places the organism in Eukaryota, Fungi, Basidiomycota, Agaricomycetes, Boletales, Suillaceae.